AUGGAUAACAAAGAAUACCCUCCAUUAUAUCUCGUGUCAAGUGAAAAAGUAGAGCCGUCUAAACCCAGUGGAAAUGAGAAUCUCACAGAAUUAUAUGGAUUAACGGAUUUAGCGGCGUCUGUGGCCAGGUUUGAUCCUGUGACAGGAGAGAAGCGCAAACUGCGGAAAUCGUACAAGAACCAGAUUGCCGAUUUAUGGGGCAAACAUAUAAUCCCCGAUGCUAGUCCGCAUGGUGAAUGGUCGCUCCUGUCUUUAGCAAGACAGCCACGGUUUGAACAAUCUGAUCCACCUCGCCGGCCGCCAACUUUGGCCGGCUUGGAUCAGAGGUCUCUAGAGUAUGCUUUGAACAUGGACCCGAGUCCCAGUACAGGAAUCCCAGGGUUCGAUGGUGCUUUACUGGCAGCUCCAACCGGUGCAGCAUUCUCAUUACCAGACUCUCAGCAAGGAAAUGCGUCAGGGAAUGACCAAGCCACUGGAAGCGGUGGUAGAGGAUACACAAAGGGACCAUUCUAUCAAACGCAUUCCAGAAGAAAUGGCUCUCUUAAUGCCGCUUCUAUGACUGCUGAAUCGUCUAACGAUGACUCAACAGGAAUAUCGAAACGAUUUAAAAUGAAGCGACGCGAUGUCUAUGAAGAUGGUGGAGUUGUCAAGAAACGAAAAAAGACCGCCAUGAGUUAA
This is a messenger RNA of Sugiyamaella lignohabitans, 678 nucleotides long. RefSeq lists its product as uncharacterized. Lineage: Eukaryota; Fungi; Ascomycota; Dipodascomycetes; Dipodascales; Trichomonascaceae. The transcript has a single exon. The coding region runs from base 1 to 678 and encodes 225 amino acids. The record is from RefSeq and is a predicted model, not a curated record. Gene Ontology annotation, molecular function: transcription coregulator activity. Gene Ontology annotation, biological process: regulation of transcription by RNA polymerase II. Gene Ontology annotation, cellular component: mediator complex; core mediator complex.